Molecule: messenger RNA, 4935 nt
Organism: Trachemys scripta elegans
Lineage: Eukaryota; Metazoa; Chordata; Testudines; Emydidae
Gene: PIP5KL1
Product: phosphatidylinositol-4-phosphate 5-kinase like 1
Exons: 11
Coding region: 368-1684 (438 amino acids)
Biological process (GO): phosphatidylinositol metabolic process
Molecular function (GO): phosphatidylinositol kinase activity
Source: RefSeq, a predicted model, not a curated record
GGCUCCAGUCUGCAGCCGGCAGCCCUUGGGCAGCAGCCGCUGCUGCGGCAGGGGGUCCGGGACCGCCAGCCUCUGCCGCCGAGCUGGAGGGAGCCUGCUAGGGAGCGAUGCAGCUGCCUGGGGGCUCGGGCAGGAGGUGGCUCCGCGCUGGCAGGGGGGGUGCGGGCGGCCAGUGAUUUGGGGCACAGCAGAGGGGGACAGCGGGGCCCGCAGUUGCAGAGACGCCUGCAGAGACUGGUUCCCGCCGGCAUGGAUGGCGUGCCCCGUGGGCUACGGACUUGGGUUCGUCGGUAGGAAGCCUUUGUGCUAGCGGCAUCAGCAGGUAGCAUUCCCCGUAGAGCCGAGGCCUGGCAUUCAGAGAGAAGCCAUGACCGACGCCCCGGAGAGCACAACGGGCCGGAAGUCUCGCACACUCAAGCACAGGUUCCUCUGGAAGCUCCGCCAGAAGUGGAAACUCCUGGGCCUCUUUGAGAUCAACGGGGAGCACGAGUUUUAUGACCUGACCUGCAUGCUGAAGGUGGGGCUCAGGGCCGCCAUCCAAGAGGCCAUUGACAACCCGCCUGCGGAUGUCCUGAGCGACGCGGACUGCAAGGCCGUGCUGAAGCAGGCCCAUGAGGGCUUUGAGAUGCGUACGUACGGUGGCCCGGCCUUUGCUCACUUCAGGCACUCGAUGGGCAUAUCGGAGACGGAAUACCAGCUGUCCCUGUCCUCCCAGAGCUCCUACCUGCAGUUCAUCAGCAACUCCAAGAGCAAGGCUGACUUCUUCCUGACGAACAACAAAUGCUUCUUCCUGAAGACGCAGAGUAAGAGAGAGAUCCGGUUCCUCCUCUCCAACCUGCCCAAGUACAUCCAGCACCUUGAGAGAUACCCCCACUCCCUCCUCGUCAGGUUCCUGGGGGUUCACAGCAUCAUUGUGGCUCAGGAGAAGAAGAAAUACUUCAUCAUCAUGCAGAGCGUGUUCUACCCCGACGAAAGGAUCCUUGAACGGUACGACAUUAAAGGAUGUCAGGUGAAUCGCUGGACAGAGCCCGCCCCCGAGGGCAGCCAAGUCAUCGUGGUGCUGAAGGAUCUCAACUUUGAAGGAAAUUCCAUCCACCUGGGUCAGCAGCGUUCCUGGCUCCUACGCCAGGUGCAGCUGGACACGCAGUUCCUGAAGGAGCUGAAUGUGCUGGACUACAGCCUGCUGGUGGCAUUUCAGCCCCUGCAUGCAGACGAAAAGGGCCAGAACCUGUCCUUCGCGGACAUCAUCUUCAGGACCACCAUGUCCUUGAGCAAUCCCGAGAACUCCCUGCUCACCUCGGUGUCAGGGAUCGUGGGUGAAGAAUCUGACAUUCUGGUGUCUGAGAUGGUAGCGGGAGUCGACCUCUACCGCCUGCGGGAGCUAAACUCUGGGAUGGAGGACCUGAGCCUCCAAAGCAGCUCCAAGUCUGACAGUGAUCUGGCCCGCAUCCUGGCCCAGAACCGACGCUUGCUGCCCCGAUGCAAGAGCCCUCUGCACUUGCUUGACGGCCCGGAGUUCCGCUACUUCAUGGGCAUCAUUGACCUGUUCACCGUGUACAGCUUCCGCAAGAGGCUCGAGCACCUGUGGAAAUGCAUCCGGUACCGGGAUCAGACCUUCUCCACCGUCAGCCCCUCGGAUUACGCCAGGCGCCUCUGCCAGUGGGUGGAAUCACACACUGUAUGAGCGGGGCCCUGCCCCGGGGCUGACACGGAUGGCAGCUUCCCAGACAGCCCCACUCCCAGGCUGGGAGGGUUCCAGGCCCACAGACAGUGCUGCAAGCUGCCUGCUGCUGAUCUAUUGCACCACCAGGGGGCAGGCUCACGGCAGCGGCGCUGCUGUGUUACAGGGAUGCUGCGGAAGGAACAUUCCCGGCAUCCUGAGAACAGGUUUAUGGCAUCCGAACUCAAGAGUCGGAGGGGCCGUGGUCAUGCGGGCAGCAGCUGUCCUGCAGCGCGCUGUGGGGAUGGGGGUCAGUGUAGGUACCGCAAGUGUCCAAGGAACCUAGUAAAUGGGGAAUCUGUGAACCAGCUGCCAGUUUGCAUUGCUCCGGCGUGGGGUGUCUCUGGGUGCGCCGGUUUGCAUCUUGGGUGGUGAAAUAGCCCCACCAAAAUCCAUUCAUGGUCCCCGGAUCCCCUCUUGGGACAAGGGUGUGACAGGAGGUGUGGACGGACGGAAAGGGACGGCCUGAUCUCCCCCGACUGCCGGUGCCAUUUCGCUCCCAUAUGAACCCUACCAAGGGCCGCUGGAGCAGAACCCCAUCUCCAUCUUCAGAAGGCACCUGCUGACCCAGAAGCAUGCUGGGAAGCUAAUGACAGACUCAGCAGCUGGUUCCAGUUUGUGCAGUGAAGUAGCAGGUAGGGUAGGCAGAACCUUCAUCCUCAUCCUAGCCCCAUCAGUCCUCUGCCUUGAGCACCCUGAUUCCACUACCCCCGUGCUGGACUGCCCGUGAUCAAGGGCUAGCUCCUGAAAACCUGCCCUCCCUGCUCUCCGCAGCCACUGUCCUAGUGCUGGAUUGGUUUUGAUCGAGGGCUACACUCCCUGACUAAGAGCCGGGCGUCACAGCAAAGCUGCGCUCUCCCUGUGGUAGCUUGUCUGGGUGUAGGGAUGUCAGGAGGCUGUCUAGCAUUACCACAGCCCUCGGCCAGGAAAGUUUGGGGCCCUGAGAAUGCUCUUUGAAGGGUGACUCUCCAGCUCGGCUUCUUGUGAGCCCCCCGUUGAAUCAGUGCAGCUGUUGUGAUGGGUGUGCAUUAACUGUGGCGAGCUGCUGUUUGUGUGUGGCCAUGCUGACUCCCUGUAGCCUCACGGCAGGAAUCAGAAAGCCCAUCCAGCCGCUGCUGAGUCCGGUGUUGGCAAUGCUGAUUGAGGGAAGAAACCACUGGGCUUGCCCCACCUGCAGGGGAAAACACGGUGGUUUUUAAAACAAAAAACAAAAAACACACACCUUUGGCCUGAGAGACCUCCGAGCCCAACCAGAGACGUGUUGGGGGGUCAGUGAAAAGGAAACGAAUAAGUGGCGGGGGGGUCUCUUAAUAAAAACAAAUCAUUUUAAAGCAGGGAUUCCUUCCUGCAGUCACCCAAGAGGAUGCAGCUUCCUGGUCUUGUCCAACAAGGAAAUUCCAUAUUUGAACAUUGACACCUGCCACAAUGCCAAAAAAAAAAAAAAAAAGUCCAAAGAGCAACUGCAUGAAAGAGACAAGGGGGCGGGGAAGGGGCAGCAUAGUCUAGCAUGGCGCCAAGAGUCAGGACUCCUGGUUUUAUCCCUGGCACUGACUUUGGGCUAAAUCACAUCUUGCUGUGCCUCAGUUUCACCAUCUGCAGCAUAGGGAUAAACAUAUUCAUCUGCCUUACCGUGGGUGAGGUGAGGCUUCAUUCAUGUCAGCAAACGCUUUCAGCUCCUGGGAUUAAAGGCGUGACAUAAGGGCUUGUCUACACACACAAAUUACAUCAAUUGAACUUGAAUCACUUUAUCUGUAUUAUGGGUAACACCUAGGAGCCCUCAUGAACCAGGACCCCACUGGGUCAGGAGCUGUACAAACACAGAAUAAAAAGAUGGUCCCAUCCCCAAAGAGCUUAUCAUUCUGAUGCAUCUUUGUAUUUGAACACACUUAUAUUGCAUCUGGUUUGUAGCACUUUAUAAGUGGCAUAAUCCAGUUUAUAGCCUGUGGCACAACCUAAACUGCUAUAAACCAGGUUUAAACCAAUAUAAGGGGCACAAAGUUGCACCAGUUUAACCAAAGUGCUAUCAAAUCGCACCUCUUGUUUUAUAUGUACAACUUUGUAUAAUACAGGCUUGAGUGCAAAGGAUUAUCCUUUUUCCUUAAGUGAUGAUUUUAGGCAAUGGAAAGAGGAUAUGUGUGGGUGUGAGCGUGGGCAUGGGGUGUGGUUUGAGAUCCUCAUUUGAUCAGAUGAUGCAUCCAUUGGGUGCAGAUGAGCUGUGUAUUAAUUAUUGUCAUCUCCCCUGUGUUUCCUGAACUGCUCUUCACAUUGCAAAUUCUGAAGGCAACUCAGGGAGCAAAAGAAACAAAACAAACAUAUCAGAGACUCUGUCUUCUGAUAACUGCUCCGGGCUACUGCAGAUGACUGGAGCAAGGAGCCAUGACAAAGUCAAAUCUUCCACCACGACGUGCCUAAUUCUGUCUAGAAAGAAAGAAGAACCUGAACUGGCUUUCAAGCAACCUUAUGGACUUAGUAGAUUUUUAAGAUCCCCUCCAGAGAGUCACUGCCUUUCAAAAAUGAUUUAAAUGAAUGAAAUUAGCUGGUUAGGGCUCAAUCUUAUCUUUUUACGUGCCCCAAAAUCCAGCUGGAGUCAGUGGACCAUCUUGUGGGACAUCUCAGACAAGCUAGCAAUGGGGAAGAUGGUCUUGUGGUUAUGGCCCAGGACUGAACUGUGACAGACCUACUGCAAACUUUCCUGUACACCUUGGGUAAAUCAUUUUGCCUCUCUGGGCCUCAGUUUCCCCAGCUGCAAUAUGGGGACAAUAAUAACCCACCUACUUCACAGACACAGAGUGAAGCUAAUGUCAUUGGGCCAGUGGUGAAUUUGACCUAUGAACGUUUAUGCAGCAUUGUGAUGUCCUCGCAUGGAAAGCCCUAGAGAAAAAACAAGUUUGAUUAGAAAAUGUACCAGGGUGCAAUACUUCUGGUCCUGUGGGACCAGGCUAGAGGACCUAACAGGGCUUUCCCACCUCUAAUUCCAAUGGGCCCAGAGCAUUUUUAAACCCAUUUUGACAGAGAAGCGUAAUACUGUUAUCUGGUUCCACAAGGGAACAAUAACUCCUGGCUUUUAGUCCCCUCUGGCUGUGCCUCUGGGCUAAGUGAGGCUGAAUGCUCCUGACAUUCACAAAUACUUUCUCACCAGCUCCCAGCGCCCCGCCCGCACAGAUAAAGGCUGACAGGGCUGCCCAAGCAUUGACCAAGUAGAUGUUAAUUUCUGA